Molecule: messenger RNA, 1158 nt
Organism: Patiria miniata (bat star)
Lineage: Eukaryota; Metazoa; Echinodermata; Asteroidea; Valvatida; Asterinidae
Product: ATPase inhibitor, mitochondrial-like
Exons: 4
Coding region: 85-441 (118 amino acids)
Biological process (GO): negative regulation of ATP-dependent activity
Cellular component (GO): mitochondrion
Molecular function (GO): ATPase inhibitor activity
Source: RefSeq, a predicted model, not a curated record
UUACAUACAAAUCGACAAAUUAACAGAGAGUUAGGGGGUGAAGCAAGGUCAGGUCAAAUUAAGUUGCAGUCACUUACUUGCAAAAUGGCUCUCGCUAGGGUGUCCACAAUUCGUCUUUUUCGGCCGAUCGCGGCAAUGUGUCAACUGCAGCGUGGUUAUGCAGGUGAACAUGGCUCCGGUGUUGGCAAGGGUGGAGGAGCGGGUGGUACUAUCCGUGACGCCGGUGGAGCUUUUGGAAAGAUGGAAGCUGCACAUGAGGAGCAGUUCUUCAGACAGCUGCAAGCAGAGCAGCUAAAAGCCCUCAAGAAACACCACGACGAGGAGAUUGAGGCCCACGAGCGGGAAAUAAACCGCCACAGCGAGGAAAUCCAACGGCUAAAAAAGCGUCGGAAGGAGAUCGACGCUUCACGGGGAGAGGGUUCCAGUAGCGAUAGCGAUUAGAUACUGUUGUGAUUCAAGCUUGCUGUGAAUUUCUUUAACGGCACCAUUCAAUGUGCCAUUUUCAUCACAGUUUGGUUGCAAAAAUUUCAACUUUAAAACUACUGAUCAUUUCACCCUAGUUAUUUGUGCAUGAAACACAUCAUAUCACAUCAUAUCAAGUUUGAAAGUUCCUUUCAUAAACAAGAUUUGUAACGCUAAGGUAAACUGAAAAUUGUGAAUUUCAUUUUCAACUUUCUAUUCAAAAAAGCUCCUUUUUCAACGUUUGUGAGGCAAAGCCUCUGAAAAGAUAAUAAAUUUUGUUUUCAAAUAAUACAACUUAAAAAUAUUAUUGUGAUUUUCAUAGAGUUGCAUGUACAUGUAUAGUAAUUGAAGCAUUUGGUGUUUAUACAGUAUUUGGAGAACUGAAGCUCUUAACGUUAAUGAACAUACAUGUAAUCAUAAACUUUAAUUGUGUGGUUGUUUUUUUAAUGGAAUUCAAAUACAGAACAUACUAUGAAGUAGAAUAUGCAAUCUAACUUAUUUGUUACUUGAAAAACAAACAAUUGAGUUGAUGGGCCUAUGGACUUAGUACACAGGAACCCCUGUUACAAUAAUCCAGUACGGUUUUCCAACUGUGCAUGUGCACAUUAAGAUUGGACAAUUUUUCUUUCGGGAUAAGCUUUCCUCGUAUGCGUGCAAAAGCCCUCCCAACACCUUCAGUUUUGAUAAGACCAUCUU